Vicugna pacos (alpaca) is the source of this 4632-nucleotide messenger RNA. NCBI's taxonomy places the organism in Eukaryota, Metazoa, Chordata, Mammalia, Artiodactyla, Camelidae. The record is from RefSeq and is a predicted model, not a curated record.
AAAGGGGGAAGAAAGAGGGGCAGAGGAGGGAAGGGGGACCGCCGUCUGAGAGGAGAUUUGGGGAGCUGGGACCCAAACCGUUGGGACGUGGCAUUGGCCGAGAGAAAGGGGCUGCCGCCGGCACUGGGAGCGCACUCAUCAUUUGGGGCGGGGGAAGUGGGGGAGAGAGGAGCGGGCUGGGGAGGAAGAGAGUCCCAGCCGAAGUGGAUGGAAGGGGACCGGGGUUUCUGCCGCGCUGGGAGCCGCGAGCCGGGGCGAUGGCGCUAAGGACGGCGCGGAGCAGCUGCGCUCCGGGGAACGCGUCUCCUCGAGGAGGACUAGCCGGCGUCGGGAAGGUCUGCGCGAAGAGGAACCAACUUGUGGCUCCAAAAUGUACCCCACGCAGCUGGAAAUGAGAUCAAAGCUGCAGUUUCAUUCGAGAAGGAUGAGAGGAGUCAGCGACUAGGGUUUUUUUUUUUUAACCUCCUUCGUUCCAUUUUCUAUUUUCUAUCUUCUUUCCUUAUUAUUAUUAUUUUCAUUUGCCUAACAUCCCGUCGAGCCCCUGAUUUCGCCCUCCCCAUUUGAAAUAAAAGCCCAGUUUGAACUCCCUUCGUCGCGGCGCCCCCCGGAUCCGCCGCCCGCUGAUGGAGGAGAAGGGGACCCGGGGGCUGGCAGGGGCCACCGGCGAAGGACCGCGUCACGCGUCUCCCCCGUGAUCCCGGCCCGGAUCGCGGAGUUCUGCAACACCUGGAGGAGCUGAACCGGGUGCCGGGGUGGGGCGGGGACAGAGGAAGCGAAAGCCACCCCGAGCCUUAAAAAAAAAAAAAGUAAGAGGGGGAGGAAUGGGUUUCUUCUUGACAGCUGACGGAGCCUUGAAAUUUUCCUCCACUGCCUCCCGCCCCCGCCCCCGCCCCCGCCCCCCGCACUCCAUUUAACGUGAGAUUAUGAAAUUGCAGAGGCGGUGGAGAGAAGAAGGAGACAGGAUAUAACAGAGAGUUUGGAGGGAGAGGGGAAGGUGGCUGGCCGGGUGGCUGAAAUCAAAAAUCCAAUUGCGCACUGGGUUGUGAUGAGAAAUCUAAUCAGAUCUUUGGAGACGGGGCCGGCCGGAAGGGUGGCGAGUGGGGGGAGUUGAUCCCCAAAUUCUUCGAGGGGCGGGGGUGCUGGGAAGAGGCAUCGGCGAUGUAAAAGGAGUACUUUUUUUUUUUUUUUUGGUGGCGGUGGCGGUUGGGUGCGUUGCAAAAAUGAAGGAUGCGGGACGCAGCUCUCUCUUGGAACCGAACGCAGUGGAUAAACUGAUUGUGCAAGAGAGAAGGAAGAACGAAGCUGUUUCUUGUGAGACCUGGAUCUUAGCACAAAUGAGUAUGUGUGCACACAGGGAGCGUUGAGAAAUGAAAUAAACCAGUGCCAGACCCGCGGGGGUCGGUGUGUUCUGACAUAAAUAAAUAAUAAUAAAACAGCUGCCCCCUCCCCCUUGCCCAAAAGGAUGAUUGGAAAUGGAGAACCGAGGAUCCACAAAGGAAAAGUCUGUUCAUUUUUUUCUAUAAAGGAGAAAGUCAGCCAAGGAGAUAUUUUUGGAAUGAAAAGUUUGGGGCUUUUUUAAGGAAAGGAAAGACCUGAUACGGUGGUGUUUUCUUUUCUUUUUGAAUUUCCCACAAGAGGAGAGAGAAUUAAUAAUACAUCUGCAAAGAAAUUUCGGCAAAGAAAAGUUGACCGCGGCAGAAUGAGGCAUUGAUUGGGGGAGAGAAACCAGCAGAGCACAGUUGGAUUUGUGCCGAUGUUGACUAAAAUUGACGGAUAAUUGCAGUUGGAUUUUUCUUCAUCAACCUCCUUUCCCCUCCUUUUUUUUUUUCUUUUUGGUGUCAAGAUCAUGCAUUUUCGCUUGUUCUGUACCACCUGGAUUUCCAUCUGGAUGUUGCUGUGAUCAGUCUGAAAUACAAUUGGCAAACACAUUGCCUGUUUACAGCUUAGAGACCACAAUGGACAACUAGACUAUUUGAACUCCAGAAGGACCAACACCAGAUAAAUUAUGAAUGUUGAACAAGAUGACCUUACAUCCACAGCAGAUAAUGAUAGGUCCUAGGUUUAACAGGGCCUUAUUUGACCCCCUGCUUGUGGUGCUGCUGGCUCUUCAACUUCUUGUGGUGGCCGGUCUGGUGCGGGCUCAAACCUGCCCUUCAGUCUGCUCCUGCAGCAACCAGUUCAGCAAAGUGAUUUGCGUCCGGAAAAACCUACGUGAGGUUCCAGAUGGCAUCUCCACCAACACUCGGCUGCUGAACCUCCAUGAGAACCAAAUCCAGAUCAUCAAAGUGAACAGCUUCAAACAUUUGAGGCACCUGGAAAUCCUACAGUUGAGUAGGAAUCACAUUAGAACCAUUGAAAUUGGGGCCUUCAAUGGUCUGGCAAACCUCAACACGCUGGAACUCUUUGACAAUCGUCUUACCACCAUCCCGAAUGGAGCUUUUGUUUAUCUGUCUAAACUGAAGGAGCUCUGGCUGCGAAACAACCCCAUUGAAAGCAUCCCUUCUUAUGCUUUUAACAGAAUUCCUUCUUUGCGCCGACUAGACUUAGGGGAACUGAAAAGGCUUUCGUACAUCUCAGAAGGUGCCUUUGAAGGUCUGUCCAACUUGCGGUAUUUGAACCUUGCCAUGUGCAACCUCCGAGAAAUCCCUAACCUCACGCCACUCAUAAAACUAGAUGAGUUGGAUCUUUCUGGGAAUCAUCUGUCUGCCAUCAGGCCUGGCUCUUUCCAGGGGUUGAUGCACCUUCAAAAACUGUGGAUGAUCCAGUCCCAGAUUCAAGUGAUUGAACGGAAUGCCUUUGAUAACCUUCAGUCACUGGUGGAGAUCAACCUGGCACACAACAAUCUAACAUUACUGCCUCAUGACCUCUUCACACCCUUGCAUCAUCUAGAGCGGAUACACUUACAUCACAACCCCUGGAACUGUAACUGUGACAUCCUGUGGCUCAGCUGGUGGAUAAAAGACAUGGCCCCCUCCAACACCGCUUGUUGUGCCCGGUGUAACACUCCUCCCAGUCUGAAAGGGAGGUACAUUGGGGAGCUUGACCAGAAUUAUUUCACAUGCUACGCUCCUGUGAUUGUGGAGCCGCCAGCAGACCUCAAUGUCACCGAAGGCAUGGCAGCUGAGCUGAAAUGUCGGGCCUCCACGUCCCUGACCUCCGUAUCUUGGAUUACUCCAAAUGGAACAGUCAUGACGCAUGGGGCGUACAAAGUGCGGAUAGCCGUGCUCAGUGAUGGCACGUUAAACUUCACGAAUGUAACCGUGCAAGAUACAGGCAUGUACACCUGUAUGGUGAGUAAUUCUGUUGGGAAUGCCACCGCUUCAGCCACCUUGAAUGUUACUGCAGCAACCACCACCCCCUUCUCUUACUUUUCAACCGUCACUGUAGAGACCAUGGAACCUUCUCAGGAUGAGGCGCGGACCACAGAUACUAACGUGGGUCCCACUCCAGUGAUUGACUGGGAGACCACCAACGUGACCACCUCUCUCACGCCACAGAGCACAAGGUCCACGGAGAAAACAUUCACCAUCCCCGUGACUGACAUGAACAGCGGGAUCCCAGGAAUUGACGAGGUUAUGAAGACUACCAAAAUCAUCAUUGGCUGUUUUGUGGCCAUCACACUCAUGGCUGCAGUGAUGCUGGUCAUUUUCUACAAGAUGAGGAAGCAGCACCACCGGCAGAACCAUCACGCCCCGACAAGGACUGUGGAAAUCAUCAAUGUGGAUGAUGAGAUUACAGGAGACACACCCAUGGAAAGCCACCUGCCCAUGCCUGCCAUUGAGCAUGAGCACCUCAAUCACUAUAACUCCUACAAAUCUCCCUUCAACCACACAACAACAGUUAACACAAUAAAUUCAAUACACAGUUCAGUGCAUGAACCGUUAUUGAUCCGAAUGAACUCUAAAGACAAUGUACAAGAGACUCAAAUCUAAAACAUUUACAGUUACAGGAAAAAAAAAUCAGAAAAAAAAGAGACAGUUUAUUAAAAAAUGACACAAAUGACUGGGCUAAAUCUACUGUUUCAAAAAAAGUGUCUUUACAAAAAAAAAACAAAAAAGAAAAGAAAUUUAUUUAUUAAAAAUUCUAUUGUGAUCUAAAGCAGACAAAAUGAUGUGUAUUCCUCAGAACCUGUUUUUGCUGCACUUACUUACUGUUUUCCCACAUCUCAUCCCUGCCUUCCCCGACUGCCAUAUUUUUCAUAGGAGAUCUCAAUUCCCUAAAGAACUGGUCUAGGAAAUUUUGUAAGAAUUCUGUUACACUUUGAGAUUUUUAUGGUGAAUUCUAGUGGUGAGAUCCAGUCGAUUUGUCUUUCUUUUUUUUUUCUCUUUUCUUUUCUCCCUCUCAUGCCCUUAUGAAGUAGUCCAAUGGGGAAUGCAAUAUUAGAAAUAGAUUUUUAAGAGAGAGCAAGGAAAAACUGCAAAAUCUUAUAUUUUUCAUGUAAUGACCUGUUCUGUAUUUAUGAGGAGGACCACUGAAUGGAAAAGAAAAGGAAAAAAAAAUAAGCAAACAACAGAUUAAUUUACAUAUGAGCAUCUAUAAAACCCAUGAUCUUUUCAACAAAUCUAGAACCAGAAUUUGUAGUUCAAAAGCUAAACAUAAGAUUAUAAAUAAAAUAUUGUUGGUUUUUCUGUA